AUUUCUCUCUCUCUCUCUCUCUCUCUCUCUCUGUAUCGCUCACACUUUCUCUUUUUCUUUCUAUCUCUCUAUCUCCUUAUUUCCAUUUUUUCUCAUGCUCUCUCCAGCAAACUUUUCUCUCUUUAACGUUUGGCACACAACGAAACAGAAAUUUUAUAGAGACUCCGAUAUAUCGUACGCAUGAUUUUUCGCAUCGCGUUCGCGCGAACUCUUCUUAUUCUCAAUAAAAUACACACACGUGCGCACGCGCGCGCUCGUAUAUACACCGCAUAUACACAUACGCAUAUCCAACACAUAGAGCUGCACGAAGCAAAAAUCGAGCUGUGGACUGUAUCUAGUACUACAAGAGAAACGUCGGAGAGAAGAUGGAUCGAACGUCAAAGUUACUUUUACGGAAAAUCAUCAUCGACUUUGUGUGCUUACUUAUAGUUAGUCUAGCGGUUUUAAUGUUCUUCCUCUUUGGUAAGCCAUACAAGCGUGGGUUUUUCUGCAAUGAUGAAUCAUUGAUGCAUCCAUACCAUUCGUCCACGGUUACUAGUGCGAUGCUCUACGUCACUGGCCUCUUCCUUCCUAUAUGUACGAUGAUCGCAGGUGAGUAUUUAUAUGGAAGACAAUAUUCUACCGAAUCGUCGAAAAUACUCUUUGGAUACACGAUUCCACCUUGGCUUUGGAUGGCUUACAUUAAGGUUGGAGUUUUCGGAUUUGGAGCAGCAACAACAGUUUUGGUGACGGACGUUGCCAAAUACACGAUCGGUCGAUUGAGACCACAUUUUAUGACACUCUGCGUACCAGACAUUAAUUGCAGUUUGCCUGAAAAUCAGUUCAGAUAUAUCCAGAAUUUCUCUUGUACCGCACCAGGCAUUUCGCCGAAAUUACUUAAGGAAAUGAGAUUAUCUUUUCCUUCGGGGCACUCCUCGUUUUCAGCCUACACGAUGAUCUACCUUGCCAUUUACUUGCAGCUAAGAAUUACAUGGAGAGGUAGCAAAUUAUUGAAGCAUAUGUUUCAACUUGUAUGCAUCUUUAUGGCAUGGUUUACGGCAAUGUCAAGAAUUUCCGAUUAUAAACAUCAUUGGAGCGACGUUCUUGCCGGAUCGACUAUCGGUACCAUUGUUGCUCUUAUCGUGAUAUUCUGCAUAGCUGAUCUCUUCGAGGAAAGACGAAGGAGCUGUCGGGUGGAAAAGCAACGAACGGGGGACUACGAAGCAACGGAAGCUGGUACGCAGGUGAAUAAUGGCAAUGCUAAUCACAAUCGUUGACCUAACGAGAUCGCUUGUCGCUGAUCGCAACAAGGCCGUGACUGUCUUCUAGUUAUCUCCGGGAAGCUAGUGUGCUCUCGGGAAAACGAAACGUCGAAUUUGCUAGUGUCGGCCUUGAGGAUGCACCCAUCAUCCUUCGGGACCUUUUAGUUCAGCUGCCUUACAACCGGGACUGCUCAUAUGCAGUUCUUCUCUCAUCUGGAAGGCCUUCUCUCUGUUUCUAUCUCUCUGUUUCUUUCUCGCUCCAUGCAACAUAUGCUGCCAAUCGGACAAGAUAAAAAGCUGCUAAAGGUCUUUUGUGAUCCAUCUAUCAUCCAUCCAUUCUCAUUUUUCUCCACGCUACCAACCAUACGGGAGGAGAACUUUUAAAUAUUUGUUUUAUUUAAACUUUUAAAUCGUCUUGCUUGCGCUUCGGUCAUGGAAGUUCUUUUGAACGAUUUCGAAUUUGUGCAAUAUCAGUUUUGUUUUUGUUACAAUGCUCGUGAAUUAGCGGUCGUUACGAUCAUCCGAAUAGAUAUACCUAUUUGUUCCUUUACAUAGUAUAUAAAUUAGUAUAUAUAUAUGUAUGUGUAUAUCGAUGGAAUGUAGAAAUAUCUCUAUUUAAUAGAAUGUACGCUAAUUCUCGAACUUUUACUUUUAAAAUAUUCGCACAUAUUUAGUUAUGAAGUAAAAACUUCAUACAUAAUGCGAGGCAAGAACAUACCGUUUUUUUAUUUAUGUUAAAUGUAUCUAGCUUCUUCGCCAAAACAUAUUUAAAUUGAUAACAGAUAAAGAUAAAAUAUCUUUAUUCUAUGAUCAAAAGGUUGUUAUCGACUUAGGAGAAGAGGCUGAUGACAUACUACUGGGCAGACAUUGUAACUACACGCGUACCUAUUAAUAAGAAGUUGACAGAACCGAAUUAAUUUUUUCGGUCAAUAUGCAUAUAUAUAUUUACUUCUUGUUAAUUCUUAUUUAUUUAAAAAAGCAAAGUUUUAUGAUGAAUAACUAUGACUUUAUAACUUGGAAAACACCGUGUAUUUCCUAUCUGUGUAAAUAUUUUCUCAGAAAAAGGACAAUAUUAUGACCUUAGAGCAAAUUUUCAAUGGCGUCAAUUAAGAAAAGUUAGUCUGUAGAUAAAUAUUUUUUUUUCAAUAAUGUUAAAUUGUUAGCAUGAUUAGUACGUUCAUAGAACUUGUGAUGUACGUCUUGCAGUGCAUAGAUGUGUAUGAUGAUCAUACAUGCACGAUCCAUGCUACUUAAAUAUGAAAAAUAUUCUGUAGUAUCGACGAUACAUACAUAUUACAAUGGUGCUUUAGAUUUGUUACAUAUACAGCUAUGCUGUAUUCUUGUAUCUGAAAGUAUUUCAUAAUUAGAUGUAUCUUAUGUAUAUGUAAGAGAAUCCUCUAUAUUUACAUACAUUCAAAGAUUUUUAUUUAUUCUAUAAAUACCUUAAUGUAGAAUAGAGUUUGGAUUUACAUAUGCAUUUGAUAUAUUAUAAAUUAUUAAGUUUAUAGAUUAUAAAAGGGCUCUAUAUUUCUUCUACGUAGAAGAUACUGUUAUUUCGGAUGACAGUUAUAUAACAUCCGUAAUAUUAGGUCCUAAUUUGUUAAUUUAUGUUAAUUUAUAUUAGUCAAAUUGUAAACUCUAUACUGUUAUUUCCAUGCUUGAAUAAUACGUUACUUAUAUUUUAUAACAUUAUAUGUGAAUUUUCUAUAAAACAUUUACAAUUAACAGUUUAAAAUUAGAAAAUAAAAUAAAAAAGUAUCGAUAGAUAAUAAAUAAAAAAAGGAAAGAAAAAAAUCCAAUUUCGUUACAAGAAUCUAUGUAUUAUUUCUGGAUGUUAUAUUACAAUGCUAUACGCUAUACAGUGUAUUCAAAUCGAUAUGAUUAUAAAGGUUGCCUAUUCGUGAUCAGAUAUAUUGAAUAGCACUGAAUUAAGGCGAAAGUAACCGUGCACACAAGACCAAUGUAAUAUAUUUCAAUAAUAUUUAUUCUUAACUUACUAUAACGCGACAAAAAUAACGUAACUUUUUCGCAAGAGUUUACAACAGAUUCGUAAAGAGAGUAAAUUAUCUACACCAUUGAAUGAUGUAGAAAAUAAAAAAAUGGUGAAUAUAAA
Messenger RNA from Vespula pensylvanica (western yellowjacket), 3354 nucleotides. RefSeq names its product putative phosphatidate phosphatase (gene wun). The transcript is spliced from 7 exons. Bases 366 to 1256 code for a protein of 296 amino acids. NCBI's taxonomy places the organism in Eukaryota, Metazoa, Arthropoda, Insecta, Hymenoptera, Vespidae. The record is from RefSeq and is a predicted model, not a curated record. Gene Ontology annotation, biological process: signal transduction; phospholipid metabolic process; phospholipid dephosphorylation. Gene Ontology annotation, molecular function: phosphatidate phosphatase activity.